Molecule: messenger RNA, 767 nt
Organism: Osmia bicornis bicornis
Lineage: Eukaryota; Metazoa; Arthropoda; Insecta; Hymenoptera; Megachilidae
Exons: 2
Coding region: 97-714 (205 amino acids)
Source: RefSeq, a predicted model, not a curated record
UCUAACAUCCUACAAAAUUCUAAAAUGCUUUCAUAAUUCUUUUUCGUUAAUUUUCUGGCUUAAAUCAAAAUUAUUAGUAGUACAAUUUUUGGCAAGAUGAAAAAAGAUGGAACAUCGAGGAAACAUCAUGUUGCCACAUCGAAACAAAACCUUUUAUUAAAACCUUAUGGAUUCUGUUGUGACGUCAAGGAUAAUUCAGGGUUUUCGAAACAUAAAGUUUCGAUACUACCUUUUCUCUCACGCGGCACAACCAACGAAGGACCUGAUAUUAAAUUUCGCAUUAACGAAGACGAACUUUCAUCUUCCGGACUACGCGGCGGUCAAAAAGGAUUUCAAAAAGGUGGACGAGGUAGAAAUGCGGGUAGACGACGAAGUGUAUAUACAAAUGGACUACGAGGUGGAUAUCAAAAUAGAUUACGAGGAGGAAAUGAUAAUCAAGAUGGUACUUCAAGGGGUGGUGCUCUUGGACCUUUGAACGAUCGAUUGGUAUGUGAACGAUGUGGAGGUCCUCUGCGAUGGUAUCUGGAAGAUGAAAUAGCUAUAGCUCGUGAGAGUAUGGUAAAGAGAAGAAUAGAAAAAUAUAAUACUGACAUGAACAGAAAUGUACAAACAGCUAAAAGAAAAGAAAAGAAUAAGUACGGACACAAGAAGAGAAGGAGACAACAAUCAAGUGAAGAUAAAGAACAUAAGCAAGAAAGUGAAGAUAAAACAUAGAAAAAAUUUCUGGAAAAUAUAUCAUCACUUGAAUAAAAACAAAGUAAUUUCUC